Molecule: messenger RNA, 1718 nt
Organism: Lotus japonicus
Lineage: Eukaryota; Viridiplantae; Streptophyta; Magnoliopsida; Fabales; Fabaceae
Product: transcription factor bHLH48-like
Exons: 8
Coding region: 162-1316 (384 amino acids)
Biological process (GO): regulation of DNA-templated transcription
Cellular component (GO): nucleus
Molecular function (GO): DNA-binding transcription factor activity; protein dimerization activity
Source: RefSeq, a predicted model, not a curated record
AUCGUAGCAACGUUGCUUUCGCAGUACUUCAAAUGGAGGAGAAGCAAGAGAACAGAGAGAACCGAUUGACCGGUUGACCGCCAUUAAACCACACACUCCUUUUUCCAUUUCCCCUCAAUUUCCCACCAAACCGAACGAUUCAACACUCGAUAUCCAGUUUAAUGGAGGAGCAAUCUACAGUAGGGUUUCGCGGUUCAACUCCCGAUGGCGUCCUUGUGCUUGAAUCGAUUCAAUUCAACGACGAGAUUCAGGGAAUCGUGUCACCGGUACCGGCGCCGGAAAACGCGAGCUCGUUCACCGCGCUGCUUGAGCUACCACCGACGCAGGCCGUGGAGCUUCUUCACUCGCCCAACGUGAAUCAGAAACCCUAUCUACUAGGCUCUUUCAAUGGCAAUUUGACCUUCCCUUCCAACGCCGCGUUGAUCGAACGCGCCGCGAAGUACUCCGUGUUUGCCGGAGAGAACAACAACUCGCCGCCGGUGAAGAACGAGCCGCAAGAGACCGAUUCCAACCCGUGCUCGACUCAGGGGUACGUUUCGGAUCCCGCCGUUGAGAACAAGAAUCAGAGAAGCGCCGCCGCCAAGAGGAAGGAGCGAGAGAAGAAGGGUAGAGAUUCGUCGUCGAAGAAGAGUAAGAGCGUCGCCGAUGAAUCCUCCGGCGGUGACGGCGAGAAGCUUCCGUAUGUCCAUGUUCGCGUUCGGCGAGGUCAAGCCACAGAUUGUCACAGUUUGGCAGAAAGAGCUAGGAGAGAGAAGAUCAAUGCGCGCAUGAAGCUUUUACAAGAACUGGUCCCUGGUUGCGACAAGUGGUUUACGUGGGUUUAUCGUGGUUUUUCUCCAUCUUCUUCCUCUUGGAACCCUGGCUGUUUCCUAUAUCGCCUUCCUCUACAGACUCGUGGUUUUGAAUUUUGCACACACUCAGCCACUCAGAUAUCUGGAACGGCAUUGGUUCUGGAUGAAAUCAUUAACCAUGUGCAAUCUUUGCAACGUCAAGUGGAGAUCUUAUCUAUGAAACUGGCCGCAGUUAACCCAAGAAUUGAUUUCAACUUAGACAGCUUAUUGACUGCUGAUGGGGUAUCUCUAAUGGACAGUAACUUACCAAGCAUGGUUACACCUCUCAUGUGGCCAGAAAACCCACUCAACGGUAACAGACCGCAUUAUCAACAACAAUGGCAAUUCGAUGCAUUCCACCAACCACUUUGGGCGAGGGAGGAAGACAACCAUAAUUUCAUGACUCCGGAAACCUCACUUUUGAGUUAUGACUCGUCAGCAAAUUCAGCAUCUCUGCACUCAAACCAAUUGAAGAUGGAGCUAUGAAAGCGUGCAGAAGUUGCCGUAUCAGUAGCUAAUAGCCUAGUAGUGUAUAUAUCAAGUAUAGUAUUCGCAGUUAGCAGUGAUCUUGAGCGGUAUCUAUGCUAAUGCUAUUCAGCAGGGUUUCCAUGUCUUCUAUUUAUCAGGCUCAGUUGGAAACCUGGAUUUUCUAUGGCUAGAAAAGAGGAAGAAGAAUCGGUAAGCUAUUCUUAUAUAAUACAAGUAUCAUUAUGUAUACUAACUAUAGGGGUCAUUCAAUCGACGAGAUGAUUGAUUCAAGAUUGUAAAAUCAUAGAACAGACUGUUACUGAAUUAUUAUUGGAGUGAGUUGCUUUGUUCAUUGCAUGCUACUUAGAUUAUUGGCUUUUAAUGAGAAUUUCCUGAACAAGCUACUUUAAUUUUGCAUUA